AUGAACUCGGAGAUGCUGUUAGAAAAAUCAAAACGCGAUUUUCUAGAAAUUCUAAAAGAUCUGAACAAUGAGCGACAACUUGAAUCAUUUAAAGUAUUUGUUAAGGCAGCUAUACAUGCAAAAAAUUUAGAAUUGAAGACAUCAGGAUCAAUAAACUCGGAGAACAAGAAUAAAAUUAUCAAAAAUAAAAUCGAUAAUAUAAUCCAAGAUUUGCGCGAAGCAGUUCCAAUCACCGCGGAAGCACCGAAUGAAAAUAUUUUUGAAAACUAUACAUCAGACACAACAAUCCAUGUCGAUUCUUUUCUAUACGACGAAGAUGAUGUUGAUCGAUUAUGCGAUGAAGGGAAAUUGCCGAGCGCUUAUUGCGUUCAAUGCAAAUCUCGAAAUACACGUCAAUUAACCUCGGUCUUUCUAUUACAUUUUAUCUUUGAGACGUUAUUGAAAGGUAAAACGGAUGAUAAAGUGUUGCUGGAUAUUGGAUCACGACUGGGUGGUGUUUUGUAUCUUGGAUAUUUUUAUAGUCAUGCAAAGAAAAUAAUAGGCAUUGAAAUGAAUCCAUUUUUUGCCAACCUUCAAAAAGAAAUCAUUUCAAAAUACGACAUGAAUGAUCGCGUAGAAGUAAUCCAGGAUGACAUAUUGAACCAAGCUCAACUUGUGCAUUCUUCCAAUAUAAUAAUUAUGCGUAUGUAUACUCCAUCUUACUGGUGUAUAUUGAUUGCUCUCUCUAUUGUUGACACAUUAUCCAUUAAAGAUAAUGUCUUUCAGUUCUUUCAUGCUCUUCCUAUUCAACAACGCCUUUGGUCUUUUAUUCGAGACAACACCGCUCCUUCAACACUUUUAAUCACCAUACCUAGUCUCGAAGAACAGCUUGCCGACGCGUCAUGCAAAAUUGAUUACAAAAAAUGGGUCAAAGAGAUGAAGCUUGACGUGCUACCGAAUGAAUUGGAAAUGACAGAGGAAAAUAUUGAAGCCUUGCAGUCGAUCCACUUGUAUCAAGUAAAGUAA
Molecule: messenger RNA, 1005 nt
Organism: Ambispora gerdemannii
Lineage: Eukaryota; Fungi; Glomeromycota; Glomeromycetes; Archaeosporales; Ambisporaceae
Source: the annotation of a GenBank genome assembly